This is a messenger RNA of Chironomus riparius, 2061 nucleotides long. NCBI's taxonomy places the organism in Eukaryota, Metazoa, Arthropoda, Insecta, Diptera, Chironomidae. The record is from the annotation of a GenBank genome assembly.
AUGAAAAUUCAGUGCAUUUUUGAGGACAACAUAUUUUUGUGUGGCAAAAACUUCUUCACUUGCGUGGUCAGUAAACAAAUAAUUCUCGAAAAAAAUGAAAUAAGGCUGACUGGAUGUAAUGGCUAUCAAGAAAUAAUAAAUGAGGAAGUUAGAGCUGUCGUGUUUAAAGACUGUCAAAUUACAAAAGUUCCACAAGGACUCACAAAAAUCUUUCCAAACUUGAAAAUCUUGAGCAUCUGGAGAUCGAAUUUGAAGACCGUGACUAAGACUGACUUGAUUGAGUACCGGAACAUUGAAAGGAUUGGAUUCUGCAAUAAUUUAAUUGAAUAUUUUCCUGGUGACUUGUUUGAAGGCUUCAGGAACUUGAAUGAAAUUGGAAUGUUUGGAAAUAAGCUAAAAAUCAUAGAACCGAAUGUACUGGAGGGUCUGGACAAGCUAGAGCAUGUUGACUUUAGGGACAAUGACAAGUACACAAAAUGUUACUCAAAACUUGCAACUUAUCAGUCAAAUGCGACUCUGGAUGAUGUUAAAAAUGAGAUUUUCGUGCGUUACUAUAAAGACCAUAAAAACAUUGACAAAAUACUCAAAUCUGGAGAUGAAAAUAAAGUUUUAAGGAACUCCAACGAUUUCUUGACACAACGAGUACAAAGACUGGAAAAUGAGAUUCGAGACUUGAGGCAAAAGUUGGACAGGUCGGAAAAAAUUCAAAAAAUACUCAAUUUACAGAAAAAACUUGAUGGGAUCAAUUUAGCUAGUCCAGAUGUCAAGAAGCAGAAGUCACCUCUUAAAGUCCCAACAAACAUUAUCACAGACCUCAAAAACCUCCUUCAAACCGAUGAAAUCUUUAAAGACCUCAAAGUUGUGAUCGACGGGAGAGAAUUUCCAGUCCAUAAAAUCCUCAUCGCUGCUCGAAGUCCAACUCUGGCUGAAAUACUCAGAAACAACCCUGAAGUUGAAAAUUUAAAUUUAAUCGACAUUUCUGUGGACAUUUUUGAGAUAAUUCUUAAAUUUCUCUACACUGAUGAACUUCCAGGCGACGAUGGGACGAACUUUUUACAUCUUUUUGCAGCUGCUGGAAAACUGAAGAUUGAGGAACUCAAAAAAUACUCAGGAACUCAGCUAAUCAAUCAAGUUGAUGGCAAUAAUGCAUUGGAUAUCCUUAAAAUGAGCAACAAAUAUCAACAAAUGGAGCUAAAACACAAAUCAUUCGAUGUGCUUAAAAAGGAAUAUCCAAAGAUAGUAUUUGAAGACGAAUGGGCAACGGACAUUGAAAAAUUUGGGGAUGGCUUGACAUACGAGGAACUGAAGAGUUCGAAUGAAAUUUUAACACAACGAUUGAAAAGACAAAAGCAUGAGAUCCAGGACUUGAAGCAGAAGCUUGACAGGUGUGAAAAAGUUCAAAAGAUAUUCAGCAUUCAGAAGAAGCUCGAUGACAACAAAAUAAUCACAAAGGAACCAGAAUCAUCAAAUAAAAUGCCUAUAAAAGUUGUCACAGACAUCGCGAACUUCCUGUAUGGUGAUGAAACUUUUAAAGACCUCAAAAUUGAAAUCGAAAGUCAUAAAUUUUCAGUCCAUAAGAUCGUAGUGGCAGCUCGAAGUCCAACUCUGGCUGAAUUACUGAAAGCCAACCCUGAAGCCAGCAAUUUGAAGCUAGUUGACAUUUCUGUGGAAACGUUUGAGAAGAUUCUUAAGUUUCUGUACACGGAGGAGCUUCCAAGAGACGAUGGGACGAACUUUUUACAUCUUUUUGCGGCCUCUGGGAAGCUGAAGAUUGAUGAACUUCGGGAAUAUGCAGGAACUAAGCUGGUCAACAUGAUUAAUAAGGAAAAUGCAGUUGAAGUAUUCAAAUUGAGCAGCACAUACGGAGGCUUUAGUUUAAGGCAAAAAUCAUACGAAAUUAUUAAAAAUAUUUAUUCAGAAAUUUCAUUUGAGGAUAAAUGGUUUAAGGAUCCUGAGUUUGUGUUGGGAGUUGUUCAAGCUUUUCAUGCUCGGGAGGAUGCAAUUAAGAAAGCUAAUGAGGAUUUUGAUAAGUUUAUUGAAUAUGGCAGAACUAAAAUGUGA